AUGCAGGACUUGACAGGCAAAGUCAUCUUCAUCGCGGGAGGCUCAACAGGACUCGGAAAGUCUAUUGCCAAGAUCCUAGCAGUCCGUGGAGCUCACAUCACGAUCUUCGGUCGCAGGCCAAAUGUGCUUGAGGAGACAAGAAACGAGCUCUUGCGGCUUGCAAUCAGCCCGAAGCAGGAAAUCAAUGCGGUAGCCCUCGAUUUAAUGGACGCGGCACAGGUUGAAAAAGUCUUCAAGGAACAACCACGACUUCCCGACGCGCUUUACUGUGUCGCCGGCGGCUGCGUAUCCCAGCUCGGCUUCUUCACAGACUUAUCCAGCCAGCAGUUGGAGCAAUGCAUGCAAAACAACUACCUCACUAGCGUCUUCCCAUCGCAUUCCAUAUUGAAGCUGUGGAUCGAGGAUGACAAGAGCAAUGCCGUGAUAGGGGCUAAGAAAACCCGACAACUCAUCUUCAUUAGUAGUGCGGCAGCGCUCUGUAACGUUCCCGGCUAUAUUGCCUACGCAGCUCCCAAGUGCGCCCAGCGUGCUCUAGCAGACACUCUCCGACAGGAAGCCGCCAUUUAUUCGACCCCUACCUGCGAGUAUAAGGUCCACUGUGCUUUCCCCAACACCUUCAUGACCGACGCCUUCAUGGACGAGCAAAAGACCAAGCCCGAGCUGACGAAGCGUAUCGAAUCGUCUGACGGCCCCAUUGAGAAGCUGAAGACCAAGAUACUCCCAGCCGAGUACAUUGCUGAGUACAUCGUCGGAGGAGUGGCCAAGGGCGACUUUGCACUUGUUAGCGACUUCGAUACAGAGGUCCUGUGGAGCAACAUGCUGGGAUCGUCCCCUAAGAGAGGUCUGGGGUUCGUGGACUCAAUCCUUGGGCUGCUUUCCGGUUUCUUGGUCUGGCCGGUUCUGAGAUACACCUGGACUCGCAUGUGUGCCCAGGCUCACAAGAAAGAGCUCUGA
Molecule: messenger RNA, 954 nt
Organism: Colletotrichum truncatum
Lineage: Eukaryota; Fungi; Ascomycota; Sordariomycetes; Glomerellales; Glomerellaceae
Product: short chain dehydrogenase
Biological process (GO): sphingolipid biosynthetic process
Cellular component (GO): endoplasmic reticulum membrane
Molecular function (GO): 3-dehydrosphinganine reductase activity
Source: RefSeq, a predicted model, not a curated record